Messenger RNA from Aspergillus nidulans FGSC A4, 3522 nucleotides. Its product is annotated as protein ddbA. Lineage: Eukaryota; Fungi; Ascomycota; Eurotiomycetes; Eurotiales; Aspergillaceae. Bases 1 to 3399 code for a protein of 1132 amino acids. The record is from RefSeq and is a predicted model, not a curated record. Gene Ontology annotation, molecular function: nucleic acid binding. The transcript has 5 exons. Gene Ontology annotation, cellular component: nucleus.
AUGUCGUACAUUGCGCCAAUUCAUCGCGCCAGCAGCAUUCGGCAUGCAUUGAAGCUGCAUUUCUUGAACGCUGAGGACGAGUGCCUAGUAGUUGCAAAAGCAAAUCAACUCGAAUUCUACUCCGUCACACCCGAUGGGCUCGCCCUCGUUACAUCAUGCUCGAUAUUCGCCAGAGUAACGAUGCUAGCAUGUCUCCCCGCACCCGCAAACUCGCCGACAGACCACCUCUUCGUCGGUACGGAUCGCUACUCAUACUUCACACUCUCCUGGGAUAGUGCACGGAACCAAGUCAGGACGGAGAGGGAUUAUGUCGAUAUCGCAGAUCCGUCUUCCCGCGAUGCACGAACGGGGAGCCGGUGCAUGAUCGAUCCAAGCGGCCGGUUCAUGACGCUGGAGAUCUACGAUGGCAUGAUCGUGGUAAUACCUAUUAUACAACUGCCGAGCAAGAGGAGAGGGCGACAGGUCGCUUUGCCUACUGGUCCCGAUGCUCCGCGAAUUGGAGAGCUGGGUGAACCGAUCAUUACUCGGAUUGAUGAGCUUUUCGUGCGCUCGUCCGCUUUCUUGCAUGUGCAAGCUGGUUCGCCGCGGUUGGCGCUAUUGUACGAGGACAACCAGAAAAAGGUCAAACUCAAGGUCCGUGAGUUGAAGUACAGCACCGCGGCAGGUGCUGAGUCUGAAUUUACAAGCAUUGCGGAUUAUGCGCAGGAACUGGACCUUGGGGCAUCCCAUCUCAUACCAGUUCCUGCUCCACUCGCCGCCGCAGGUGGCCUCCUUAUACUGGGUGAAACGUCAAUCAAAUACGUUGAUGCGGACAACAAUGAAAUCGUAUCACAACCUCUUGAAGAAGCGACAAUUUUCGUGGCCUGGGAGCAGGUCGAUAGCCAGAGAUGGUUGCUAGCGGAUGACUACGGGAGAUUAUUCUUCUUGAUGCUUGUUCUACGGAAUUCUGAAGUAGAACGAUGGGAAUUACACAGUCUCGGAAACACAUCUCGAGCCUCUGUUCUGGUGUAUCUCGGUGGUGGAGUGGUAUUCGUGGGAUCGCAUCAAGGCGAUUCGCAGGUUAUACGGAUCGGUGACCAAUCGUUUCAAGUUAUCCAGACCUUAUCCAACAUUGCGCCGGUUUUAGAUUUCACGAUAAUGGACCUCGGAAACCGUACCAGUGAAAACCAAAUGCACGAAUUUUCAUCCGGCCAAGCUCGAAUCGUCACUGGCUCUGGAGCUUUCGAUGAUGGAACCCUUAGGAGUGUACGUAGUGGUGUCGGAUUGGAGGAGUUGGGUGUCUUGGGCGAUAUGGAACAUAUUACGGACCUGUGGGGUCUGCAAGUCGGGUCAAGAGGUGACUUUUUGGAUACACUUCUUGUCACAUUCGUGAAUGAAACGCGAGUUUUUCGUUUCAGUCCCGACGGGGAGGCAGAAGAACUCGAAAGCUUCCUGGGACUAAGCCUCUCAGAGAACACCUUGCUUGCCGCGAAUCUACCGGGCAGUCGGAUACUGCAGGUUACUGAGCAGAGAGUUCUUAUUGCAGAUAUUGAAUGCGGAAUGACUAUCUUUGAAUGGACACCAAAAAAUCAAUUAAUCAUCACAGCGGCUUCUGCUAACGACGACACGAUAGUACUUGUCGCGGGCGGCAAACAUGUGACUGUGUUGGAUAUUCAGUCAGAGGCUCGAGUCGUCUCGGAGAAAGACUUUGGCGCGGACAACCAAAUUUCUGGCGUUACACUACCGACAACUCCGACUGAUGUUUGUAUUGUUGGAUUCCCUCAAUUGGCCAAAGUCUCAGUGCUGAAGCUGCAGGAUCUGUCCCACAUCAGCUCGACAUCGCUGGGUCCUGCUGGUGAGGCAUUCCCGCGCUCAGUUCUCGUGGCCAGUGUACUGGCGGAGAAUGCACCCACACUCUUCAUUUCAAUGGCUGAUGGAAGCGUCAUAACGUAUGACUAUAACGACCAAGACCAUUCCCUAUCGGGCAUGAACAAGCUUGUCCUUGGCUCAGAACAGCCAACAUUCAAAAAGUUACCCAGGGGCAACGGCCUCUCCAAUGUCUUCGCCACAUGUGAAAAUCCUAGUCUAAUUUAUGGAUCCGAAGGCCGCAUCAUAUAUUCGGCUGUCAAUUCAGAAGGAGCAUCACGAAUAUGUCAUUUCAACUCGGAAGCCUAUCCAGAGUCAAUUGCGGUGGCUACAGCGCAGGAGCUGAAGAUCGGCCUGGUCGAUAAGGAACGGACUACACAGAUCCAGACUCUUCCGAUCAAAGCUACUGUGAGACGCGUCGCAUACUCUCCCUCGGAAAAGGCUUUUGGUAUGGGCACAAUCGAGCGCAAGUUGGUCAGUGGGGAAGAGAUUGUCAAGAGUCAGUUUGUACUGGCAGACGAAAUUCUAUUCAGACGCCUAGAUGCUUUCGAUCUUGAAGGAGAAGAGAUUGUGGAAUGUGUAAUUCGAGCUGAAGCUCCGGAAAGCAAAGACGGGGAGGCAAAGGAUCGGUUCGUUGUUGGAAGUGCAUACCUGGGCGAGGAUGAUGGAGACUCUACUCUCGGAUAUAUCCGCGUUUUCGAAGUAGACAACGGUAGAAAGCUCGCCAAGGUUGCUCAAGAAAGGGUGAAAGGAGCAUGCCGCGCCCUGGCAGUGAUGGGAGAUAAGAUUGUUGCUGCGCUUGUCAAGACGGUUGUAGUCUUCCAAGUGGUACCAAGAUCGGGCGGACUGCAACUUCAGAGGCUCGCCAGUUACAGAACUUCGACAGCGCCUGUCGACAUUACAGUCACGCGCAACGUGAUAGCCAUUGCAGAUCUCAUGAAGAGCGUCUGCGUUGUGGAAUACCACGAAGGAGAAAACGGUGCACCUGAUAAACUGGUCGAGGUGGCCCGGCACUUCCAAACAGUCUGGGCCACAGGCGUGACGUCCGUCGCACCAGACACAUAUCUGGAGAGUGAUGCAGAGGGUAACCUAAUCGUCCUCCGCCGCAACCGCUCAGGUGUCGAGGAAGAUGAUCGCCGUAGGUUGGAAGUCACCGGCGAGAUCUGCCUCAACGAAAUGGUCAACCGAAUACGCCCUGUCAAUAUCCAACAACUUCCCAGUGCAACCGUCGUGCCUAGGGCUUUUCUCGCAACGGUUGAAGGCUCUAUUUACCUCUAUGCCAUCAUAAACCCCGACUACCAAGACUUUUUGAUGCGCCUCCAGGCCACAAUGGCCAGUCGCGCCGACUCCCUCGGCGGCAUCCCAUUCACCGAUUACCGAGCUUUCCGCACGAUGACCCGGCAAGCUACCGAGCCUUACCGGUUCGUGGACGGUGAACUGAUCGAACGGUUUUUGACCUGUGAGCCGGCCGUGCAAAAAGAGAUUGUUGAUAUAGUGGGGAGCAGCUUAGAGGAGGUCAGGGCGAUUGUUGAAGCGUUGAGGAGAUUGCAUUAGACGUAUUACGCAACUCGGCUUCCUCUUGGGUUUGAUUUGCCUUCUCGGUACUAUGGAUAUCACAUGGGUAUAGGAUAUUUUAGCUUAUUUACGACAUGAUGUAUAAGAUGAUCUUAUGGGCUU